Messenger RNA from Coccidioides immitis RS, 4925 nucleotides. RefSeq lists its product as uncharacterized. The record is from RefSeq and is a predicted model, not a curated record. The coding region runs from base 1 to 4827 and encodes 1608 amino acids. Lineage: Eukaryota; Fungi; Ascomycota; Eurotiomycetes; Onygenales; Onygenaceae. The transcript has 6 exons. Gene Ontology annotation, molecular function: protein binding.
AUGCUCCGCAGAUUUCGGAGUCGAGGUCCUGAACAAAAAGACGAAGCUACAGAUUACACCGCAGAAUCUAUUAGGGCAGCUCAACGUGUCGAGCUGUGUGAUAGAAGCGAGAGUGUCUCGAAUGCGUCAACCGCUGCACUAUCUACGGUCUCGAAGACCACAUCGCUUAGUAGCAAUCCAUCUACCUCUGAUCUUGAGGGACUCUCUGUCGUCUACAACCCUCCAUAUUCUACAACAGACAUAAUUUUCGUUCAUGGCCUUGGUGGCUCAUCCAGAAGAUCAUGGUCAUGGGAUCACAACCCCGAAAUCUUCUGGCCGGAAUGGCUGCCACAUCAUCCAGGUUUUUCGUAUUGUAGAAUAUUUACCUUUGGAUACAAGGCCAAUCUUACCGACAACAGUACCUCUCAGAGCAUCCUCGACUUUUCCAUAAAUCUCUUAUCAGCAAUGCAGAGCUAUGGAUUUGGCGGCCCGGAUGGCAAUAAACUUAUAGGAACGCAACCUAUCGUUUUUGUUUCCCAUUCCAUGGGUGGUUUGAUUGUCAAGAAGGCAUAUGUUGUUGGCCAGCAGAACAAGAAUUUUUCUCAAAUCAUCUCGAAAGUACAUGGAAUUAUGUUCCUCUCCACCCCGCAUAAAGGCAUUCUAUAUGCGAACGCCCUGAACAGCAUCCUGGCAAUGACAGGAAUACCUCGAAAAAUAUAUGUCUCUGAGCUUGACAUCAUGUUGCCGUCGAUGCAAGAUCUACAUGUCCAAUUCCUUGCUGUUUGUGACCGUUUACGGAUUGUCUCUGUGGUUGAAUCUAGCACCACCAAAACUGGGCCGGGGAAAAAGCGGAUAAUUGUAGAUCGUGAUUCGGCUGUCCUCAACCUGCCAAAUGAGAUUUGGACUCCACUCCCUGCAGACCACCAUACAGUCUGUAAAUUUCGGGAUCAAUCUGACUCAAAUUUUAUCACAGUCACCGGCUAUCUGAGGCGAUUAACUGAAGGAUCAGAAAUCCACCCCGAGGGGGUGCUUAUGGAAGCAUUGGGAAUCAAGCAAGCCCCGGAAGACGACCUUUCCCAAUAUUUAAAACAAGGGACGCCGGGAUCCUGCCAGUGGUUUCACAAUCGUGAUAGUUUUAAUCGAUGGCUUGACAAUAGCCCAGGUACAUCCACCAACAUUCUCUGGCUUACGGGGAUGCCAGGAGCUGGCAAGUCAACCUUGUCCGCCAUGACCAUCGGUUUGCUCCACGAACGGUACUUUAAGGAAAAUUGUCAAUCCUAUUUCUUCAUUGGGUCCCAGCCAACAAAAAGACGCGUCGCAUACUGCUUGCGCUCAAUCGCGUUUCAGCUGGCUCGAUCCAAUCGAGAGUUUGCCGCCAGGCUACUUCGACUGUACCGUGAGACUUCUUUGACUAUUGAAAACCAGAAGUUUCAGGCUAUUUGGGAUACAAUUUUUGAGGGCAUUAUCUUCAAAAUGAAUUUCACUCACACUCUCUAUUGGGUGAUAGACGCUAUAGAUGAGGCAGAAACAUCGAAGGACUUCGUCGCCCUUCUCAUGCAGAUGCGGCCAAGAAGUCAAAUCAAACUUUUACUCUUCAGUCGGCCCUUGAGCGAUCUGACGAACCUCGCUUUGUCUCGAAAAGGCGAUGUUUGCCUGGAGUCUACUUCCAUCUCAGACGUAAACGAGGAUAUUAACAUCUACCUAAAAGCUGCUGCCCCAAUAACUUUUCCACGCAAUCCAGAAAUCCAACCGAGGGUUAUUGAACAAAUAUUGGCAAAAGCUGAGGGCUCAUUUCUCUGGGCAAAAUUGGCAUUGGAGACAUUACGGCGUACCGGCCACCUGGAACAUGAUAUUAGAACGGCUUUGGACGACGUUCCGAGCGACAUGGAAUCCAUGUACGGAAAGAUGCUGCAACAAAUUCAUAAUUAUGAUAUACCGAUGUUGCAAGAAGUGGCUAUGGCAAUAUUAACAUGGGCAUCCUGCAGCUUUCGCCCACUUCGAGUUACCGAGUUUGAAACCGCGCUUCGACGAAGGUUUAAUAAGAAACAAGUCAGUUUCAAUGAGUCGACUAUCGAAUUAUGUUGUCAUUUUAUUCGUAUUGAUAAGGAUCAAGUGUCUCUGAUUCACGCUACUGCGCGGAAAUUCCUCUUUAGCAGCUCAAAUGGACUGCCCCCAGCAAUAGAUUUCCAUGUUGGUCAUGAAAGUCUUGCUAUAAUCUGCCUCGACUACCUUUGCGAUGAUAAGCUGCAGCCUACCCUUGAAGCUGCGAAGGGUGACAAGCCCUCCCGAACACCUGAUAUGUUGAACGUAAUCUUGAAGGCACAUCCCUUCUUGGGAUAUGCCAAAGAUAAUUGGGCUUUCCAUCUGAGCCACUCGACCACUCAAUCCCCGCAACUCAAAGGCCUUCUAACCCGCUUCUUCAACAAAUAUGUCUUAACUUGGGUUCAUGCAGUAGCAUUUUUCAACGAAUUACAAACCCUUACCCGUACUGCUCGGUACCUGAAAGCUUAUAUGCGUAAACUAAGAAAAACUGGGCAUGUUUCUGCGACAUCUAUCCCAAUCCCCAGUGAAAAGGAUGGGACAGUUUUACCCUUAGAGCUUUGGACCCUUGAUCUCAUCCGACUGGUGGGAAAGUUUGGCUCAAACUUGGUUCAAAAACCUUCGAUCAUUCACCAACUUAUUCCUCCUCUAUGCCCGAAGGAUUCCAUCAUAGCUGAGGUCUAUAAUGAACCGAAAACAUCGGCUGUAGCUGUUAAAGGUGUGCCUUUUCGUGGCUGGGGUGAUAAUCUAGCUCAUCUUUCCGUUGGCCAAGAUGAGACCGCUUCGAAGGUUCGCUGUGCAGGUGUCUUUUUCCUUACGCUCGUCUCGAGCAAAGGGGCGAUCAUUGUUUGGUACGCGGAGACGUUCGAAAAACUUCGACUCCUAGAGCACGGCGAAUGGGUGACUCUCAUGGAGGUCAAUAGAUCGCGUACUUUACUGGUUACAACCGGACGAUAUACCUUCAAAGUAUGGGAUAUUUCGACAGGAGAACAGAUUCGUUUACUUAAAAGAGAUCGCCAGGCACGAGUCAUGUGUAUCAGUUUUGGGGAUAAUGAUUCCGAAUUACUCGUGGGCUAUGAUGACUGCACAGUUGCCAAGUAUGACCUUUGCACGUCCGGCGUUCUAGCAGAAUACGAUGUGGAGGAUAGGAGCGAUCGCAGACAUAGUUGUCCGCGCCUCAUGGCAAUCAGUCCCGAUCUAUCCAAGAUAGCUGUUGCAUAUCGCGGACGACCCGUGCUCAUUUGGGACCUUAUUGAAGAUUCUUCCCAGGAACCUAAACGGUGUAUCCGGGACAAAGACUGGGAACGAUUGCGAACCAAACCACAGGGCGACGUAUUUUGCGCUCCCGAAAUAGUAUGCUGGCAACCAAACGGGAUAUCAUUGUUCAUUCUCUACCAGGACAACACUAUUGUUCAUUGGUAUCUAGCAGAAGAAGGCUCUCAAACUGAAUAUGAAAACACCGAAGCCCGCGAGAUGGCCACGAGCGACGACGGGACACUGCUUUUGACCAGCAGCAACACUGGAACAUUGAGUGUUUGGACCGUAUCAAAUUUUAAUUUAAUAUACAGGCUUUAUUGCGGGCCGUUCGUUCGGGACCUCACUCUCAGCCCUGAUAACCAGCGUAUCUACGAUGUACGGGGGUCUAUUUGCAACGUCUGGGAACCAGAUGCACUUGUUCGAUUAGAGGAAGGAGAUCAAGAAGAGGGUUCAAGUCUCUUUGGUGGUUCCGACGUCUCUGAGCCCACAUUCUCGCGAGGGACACAGGACACUCCCAUAACCACUUCUGUGGCCUACGACUGUUUAGCUGACUAUUAUGUCUGCGGAAGAGAUGACGGCACAAUCUGGCUUCAUGAAAUGAAGGAAGGUGAGAAAAUAAAAAAGCUCUGGAGUCAUUCAGUCAUGAGUGAUGUCAUUGUCCUUGAGUGGUCUCCGUCCCGCAGGUUCCUUGUCUCCGCGGAUGAUGCCGGAAAGGUCAUCCUAAAAGCACUCGGCAAAAAAGAUGGAAAAUGGAUUGUAUUCAAUGUUUUCGAUUUCCGAAUCCGGGAACUUGUUCGGCAAGCCCUUUUCAGUCCCGACGAAAGUAUGUUGCUCGUUAGUACUGGAACGAUGGAUUGUAUCUGGAACAUCAAGAAGAAGAGCGAAGUUAGUAGGAUCAGAUGGCAGCAUCCGUCGGGACGAAGGUGGUUCAACCAUCCAUCUGAUAUGGGCAAACUCAUCUGGAUUGACCCAAAGGAAUAUCAUGUUCAUCACUGGCAGGAUUUAAGACGCGUUGAUGACGUACAAAGCCCGACAAUCGACAUGCAACAGUCCCGGUUUGGAAAUAUUUCAAAGGACACAGCCGUACAGGUCCCAUCUUUCAGUUCAAACCCCUCUGCGGGAGUCCAGGACAAUGUCCAGAAAAUUACUAAGACUAUUGACGGGCGUUACCUGAUUUGCGAAAUUGGCAGUGAUACAACUCCAUGUUUGAGGGUUGAUGUUAUCCUCGCGUCUGAUCUAGAAUCUAGUACACAGAAACGCAGGAACCUAAUCAUGUCGGGUACCGUUCAACGAUUUCUUGGUUGCAUUUGCCCCCGUACAAAACCCUCGGCCAGUGAGGGACAAUUAGUUUUCCUUGACUAUGAGAAUUGGAUAUGUACACUUGACUUCGAUGUCACUAUGGCAAAACCCAGACCGCAGUUCUUCAUUCCAAGGGAUUGGCUAAAUACAUCAAACAUAAACUUAAUGACUUUAGCCCCCAACAGGACACUUUUAUGCCCAAAAGGUGGAGAGAUAGCUAUGGUUACGCACCGAAGGGGAUUGGAGUCCUGAGUGGUAUUUUGGUCGGAGCUGACUGAAUGCAUCGUAGCAUGCAGACUACCCUUAUAUCUCCAGACCUCCAAGUUAACUAUGCAGUUACAUAUAUACGA